Fonsecaea monophora is the source of this 1704-nucleotide messenger RNA. RefSeq lists its product as hypothetical. Gene Ontology annotation, molecular function: protein binding. The transcript has 5 exons. NCBI's taxonomy places the organism in Eukaryota, Fungi, Ascomycota, Eurotiomycetes, Chaetothyriales, Herpotrichiellaceae. Bases 1 to 1704 code for a protein of 567 amino acids. The record is from RefSeq and is a predicted model, not a curated record.
AUGACGUCUCGUAAGAUCCUCGCAUCAUCUCCGCUUGCAUACGAAAUCCGGUAUCAGUUGAUUCGCAAUCGACGCAAGACAUCGGCCAUUGCGAUCCACUCUACAUUCAAGAUGUUCUAUAACGGAGAUUUGUCGAGUGCCAUAUCAACAGCGCUUCACGAACGAAAGGCUGUUCUGUGCUUUGUCUCCGAUACCGGCACAGAAGCCAGCAGGGAAUGGGAAACUGUCCUGAGGGAUCCCUCGGUAAUGCAUUUCCCUCAUGUCUAUGUAUUACUCAACGAGGGCUCUGAAGAAGCCGGCUUUCUGAAUUCGAUCUGCCCGAUCCACAGCACGCCCGCAAUCAUUGUGAUCAAGGAUGCGCGAGUACAAGAAAACCUUCAGUCCGCAGAGGUGUCGACCGAGCAGUUAAAGACUCGCCUCGCCUCUGCAUUUGGACAAGAUGGAGGAACAUCGUCCUUCCAGGACCCCCGGACACAUCAAUCCAAACCACAAGAUCAAUCUAGUGACGCCCAUCAAACGGAGCCCACGUCUGGGGACCUGAACAGUGUGCAGGAGGCCUCUGGUCCUGCACAAUCCAGUCCCUCUACUGAAUCACAUCACCCUACACAGCCAAGUCCACCGGUAACGCCGUCGGUGCCUGUACCUGCGGGAGAACAGGUUUACCCUACACAGCCAAGUCCACCGGUAACGCCGUCGGUGCCUGUACCUGCGGGAGAACAGGUUUACCCUACACAGCACCGUCCGAUCCCGUCACCUCCCUCCUCAUCAGCACCGCGAGGACAUACCAUACCUACAGAUCCCUCUCCAGUCUCAGCCCAACCCCUGCCAUCGUCAGGCUCCAGUGCGGAGAGUGACAAACAAAAAGCGCAAAGGGCAAAUUACCUCAAAAUGCAACGAGAGCGCGAACAAAAACAACGCGAAGAACGUGAAAGGAUCAAAGCACAGAUUAAAGCAGACCGGGAGGAGAGGCGGAUGUUGGAUGAAAUGAGGAAGCAAGGUCAAUCGCCAGAGGCCCUAGGCUCCUCAACUGCUUCUUCGCAUGCUAAAUCAAAAACGUCAAUAUUGAACGCUCGAGGGGAUGUGAGAGUCCAAGUCCGCACAUUCGACGGUUCGACGUUACGCAAUACGUUCCCCUCAAGCGCAACCAUCACAAAAGAAAUCCGUCCCUGGAUUGACUCGGCCAGCUCGACCGCUUCACCCGCCAGGACAAGUGGCGUGCCAUACAAUCUCAAACUCAUCCUGACACCCCUUCCGAACCGCACAAUUGAAGCGGGAGAAGAAGACACUGAACUCUCCGACCUGGGUAUUACGGGGAGCUGCACCUUCGUCAUGGUCCCGGUGCAAGGGUAUGUUGACUCGUACGCGUCCGGCGGUUUGGCUCUGGGAGGCGGGCUACUCGGGGGUGUUGUGAGUGGAGGGUACAACCUCGUCAGUGGAACGGCAGGGAUGGUCUUUGGUGGUGUACGGUCACUGCUUGGGUAUGGAUCGGGCGAUGCGGAACAGACGACACCUACGGGCAGCGGACGUGGGAACGCAGAUCAGCGUCCUGGGGCUGGUGCUGGUUCUGCGGCGGGGAAUAACGUCCGGAUUCGCACACUCGCUGACCAGCGCGCCGCAGAUGCCGCAGGAAAGAGGAACCAGCAGUUUUACAACGGGAACCAGCUGAAUUUCCAGCCCAACGACGAGGACCAGAAGAAAGAUUGA